GCAGAUAAAGUCUGGCUUUUCACUCCUCGGUCCUUGUGCUAGCAAAUUAUAAAUUUGUCGCGUCACAUGCGGGUUCUUGCUCCAACGCGCCACACGCACAUGCGCGUAUUUCAGACGAAUUGCGCCUAAUUACGUUGUCUAUAAUGACUUUCUCGUAAUGGUCCAAGUCAAAUAAAUGCGAAUCGAUUGUGGUAUCCGCUACUGGAAGGAGAGAGAGAGAGAGAGAGAGAGAGAGAGAGAGAGAGAGAGAGAGAGAGAGAGAAAGCCUAUUCAACCACAGUCCAUGUUUAGAAACAGAUCCAGAGAUUCCCGUUUAAGGGAAUGAAAAGAUUCUUAGUAAUUGGAGGGGGACACCACUUUUCCUGAGCCACAAGUGGAUAUAUGCAGCAGUUAUAUUAUGACCGGAUUAAGUGAAAAGCAUUAAAAUGCGUCUUUGGAGGCGCACAUCGACAUGCCGGGACAAUCCGCAUGGGACGAGUCCUUACGUCUGCAGCACAGGAUAAAAAGCAAGGGAUCUCAUGCCGGAUGAAUGUGACCCAAACAUCACCAAGAGAAGCGACGGAGGAGAAGGAAGGAGAAGAAGAGGAAGAAAAAGGAAAAGUCGCCGGCUGUCAGUCGUCACUCACUGCACAGUUUAGUGAAUGACCACAGGCGCCUAUAAAGAGACUGGGCUCUCUCUGUGCCAUGGUGCAAUAGAUCUCUAACCUGAGACUACCUGAAGAGAGGAACCCUAGCAGCUCCUACAUUACUAUAUUAAACUGCUAACACAUCUGGAGGACACCGAACCAGCGUGACACUCACAAAACAGGGCAGAAGUUCACACGCCUCAGUGGCGAGAGAGGCACGCUCCAGUUGCGCUUCAGUAUGAGCGGCUUGCGCGCGCCAGUCAUUACUGCGCUCGCGCUGCUGAUCGUGAGCGGCGACUACGGCGGACAGAGCGGCUCUGCGUCCGCACGCGCCACCACCAGCUUGCUGCAGCUGCUCGCGGCUAGCGGGAGAGACGAGCUCGAGCAUUACGCGCAAUCCACCGAGCAUCAAGCGCACUCUUCGCUUCCCAUCAAGACGGAAUACUCCAUCGAGUCGAGGGAAGGGAACGAAGUCAACAAAUCCAAUCAGCAUGACCAAACUCUGGACGUCAUUCCUAGAGAUCUGCGGCAGAAAGAGAAGUUCCUGAAACAUUUAACAGGGCCUCUCUAUUUUAGCCCGAAAUGCAGCAAACGCUUUUAUCGAUUAUAUCAUAACACCAGGGACUGCACAAUACCAGCCUAUUAUAGAAGAUGUGCUCGGCUACUCAGAAGGUUAGCAGAGAGUCAGCGGUGUUCAGAGGGAUAGUCGCUAAAGAUUUCAACAGGCUUAAGAAAUAAAAGAGGACCAAGAAUAAAGUGCCUUGGAAAAGAACAAGGGGGAAAAAAACACCUUGAAAACCUUGAAGCAUAAUUUGUCAUCACAUUUUUUUUUAUCAUGCUUCUCCAUAGAGUUUUACAUACAGUACCAUGGAAGUCUUAUUGACUGACAAAUCAAUGUUAUCACUGAACUUUUUGAUAACAUGAAUGGUGCAAGUGAAGAUGCUGUUUUACAAAAAUAAUCCUACUGCCAAAAUCUGUAGACAGUACAGUAUAAUGCAAAUACAUUUACGUUUAUGCAAACAUCGCCGUUGCUGUUCACUGUGUUUUUCAGUAGUUGUGGUCGGUAAUUAAACACAGCUUCUAGUCUGACCACCUUUGCUACACAAAAUCAAUGAUUGAAUUAUGAAUUGUAUUUAUAAGACAAUUGUUGGAGAGUUUAGGGAUGAAGUUUGCUUUUGUAUAAGAAAAAAUUAUAUCAGCAUUCUCCCUGAAUAUGAAUGUUAUAUAUAAUUAUAUACUCUAUUUAUAUAUUCAAGUUAUUGUCAGUUGCUGGUGUAAAAAUUGUACACAUCCCAGCUAGAGUGCAAUAUGUAUAUAUUGUAAAUAUAAAAAAAAUCUAUCUUCAAAUAAAAACUUUGUUAUAUAAUGUUAUGUUGUAAAAUUGCUUAGAUAAAAAUGUGGUUUUCAGGUGCAAGUGUAAGGACUAGAGGGCCAUGCAAAAUAAAUAAAUAAAUAAAUAAAUGAAAGUUC
This is a messenger RNA of Tachysurus fulvidraco (yellow catfish), 2096 nucleotides long. RefSeq names its product ALK and LTK ligand 2b (gene alkal2b). The record is from RefSeq and is a predicted model, not a curated record. The coding region runs from base 865 to 1332 and encodes 155 amino acids. The transcript is spliced from 6 exons. Gene Ontology annotation, biological process: positive regulation of ERK5 cascade; positive regulation of ERK1 and ERK2 cascade. Lineage: Eukaryota; Metazoa; Chordata; Actinopteri; Siluriformes; Bagridae. Gene Ontology annotation, molecular function: receptor signaling protein tyrosine kinase activator activity; receptor tyrosine kinase binding.